Molecule: messenger RNA, 876 nt
Organism: Solanum lycopersicum (tomato)
Lineage: Eukaryota; Viridiplantae; Streptophyta; Magnoliopsida; Solanales; Solanaceae
Source: RefSeq, a predicted model, not a curated record
AUGACUUUGGCUAUUAGAGAUGAAAUUAGAGUUAAGAUGAGUCAGUUUCAGUGGUUUAAGAAUUCGAAGGUCUGUGGGUACUUUGGUCAUAAUGGUAAGGUUAAACAAUUAGUUAAGCUGUAUGUAAAACUUAUGAACGACCCAGUUACGGGUUACCCUGCCGCUGGAGCACUACCGCAAAACACUGACGGUUAUGGAGGUGCUGCUUACCAACAACCACCGAGAGACACAGCUUACCCAUGUGAAGCACCGCCACCUGCCUCCGCGGUGUACAACCAACCUAAUAUCCACGAUCCCAUACGCAAAGCCCCCAUGCUUCAAGUGCUCGGUGUGUAUGCUAUUGCGGUCAUCGGCAUUUCAAUUAUUUAUAUUUUCGUUUAUAUACUUGAUGAUAGAGAGCCCGUGUUCAGAGUUGAUUCACUGUCAGUGUCGAAUCUUAAUCUCACCAAUUCGCUGAUUUCUGGUAAAUGGGACCUUCGUUUUAUUGUGAAAAAUCCGACCAAGGAGAUGGCCAUUUUCUAUAAUGAUAUCGCUGCUGCGGUUUUCUAUGAUGAUGCGUCGCUUUCCGAUACAACGGUUCCGCCUCUUUUUCAGGUGGAUACGACUCAGACGGCCCGGCAAGUGAGUUUUGCUACUGCUGGCGCAUACAUGGAUAAUCAGGCUUUUGAUAAGAUGAACAAAGAAAGGUCGCAAAAAGGUGCAAUUGGGUUCAAUGUGAGGAUAGUGGCUGGGUUUAGGGUUAGUUCUGGGGUUUAUUGGAAUCGGAUGAGGACGUUUGUAAUGGUCUAUUGUAAGGAUUUGUCAGUCGGGGUUGGUUCGAAUAAUUCAUCGGGCACCUUGCUUGGUGGUGCGCGACAGUGCCAGGUUGAACUCUGA